UCUGGCAUUAAUGAAUAGUUUAGAAAGAAAGCCAGAUUGGUUUUCGAAAAGUGUGUGCGUGGGAAUUCAAUGACUCGAUUCAGAUGAUGAUGGAUGAGAUAGUAUGAUACUACACGAUUUGGUUCUAUAAAUAAAUAAAAGCUAGAUCAUCAUUCUCACUCACAUCUCUCCUGGUCAACGCUGCGAAUCCUUCACCAUUUGGCUCCAAGAUGUGGAAGCUCUGCUUCUGUCUACCAUUCCUACUCCUUGACAUCGGUGUAGCCAAGGCUUCUGCUUCCAUAUACCUCCCUAGUCAAACCGGCGCUGACGGUUCUUCGAGUCCUGUUUGCUCCUCCCCGGAUCCAAAACUGAACUACAGACCGGUCAUAGGGAUACUGAGCCACCCUGGAGAUGGAGCGUCGGGUCGGUUGACCAAUGAUACGACCUCGACUUACAUCGCAGCUUCUUACGUGAAGUUCGCGGAGGCAGGUGGAGCACGUGUCAUCCCUCUCAUCUACAACGAGCCUGAAGAAGUUCUCUUCAAGAAGCUAGAGCUAGUCAAUGGUGUGAUAUUCACUGGUGGUUGGGCUAAAAAAUAUGAGUAUUUCGACAUGGUUACAAAAAUCUUCAAAAAAGCUUUAGAGAGAAAUGACGCUGGAGAGCAUUUUCCAAUAUAUGGCAUUUGUCUCGGUUUCGAGCUUAUGUCUAUCAUCGUUAGUCAGGAUAGAGGCAUUCUUCAAAGAUUUGAUGCAGAAGAUAAUGCGUCAAGUCUCCAAUUCGUUGAAAAUGUUAAUAUUGAAGGAACCUUAUUCCAAAGAUUUCCUCCAGCGUUAUUGAGAAAACUCAGUACAGACUGUUUGGUUAUGCAGAAACACAGGUGGGGUAUCACACCAGAAAAAUUUAAAGCCAAUCAUGCUCUGUCUAGUUUCUUUGACAUUGUGACAACCUGCAUUGAUGAAAACAGCAAGACUUAUGUUUCAACUGUUAAAGCAAAGAAGUACCCAAUAACUGGUUUCCAGUGGCAUCCUGAGAAAAAUGCGUUUGAAUGGGGUUCAUCUCAAAUUCCACACUCAGCUGACGCUAUCCAGGUGACACAGUACGCUGCUAGUUAUUUAGUCAGUGAAGCUAGGAAGUCACUGAACAGACCAUCUUCUGAAAAAGUGCUGAAGAACCUCAUAUACAACUACAAGCCUACGUACUGUGGAUACGCAGGGAAGGGUUAUGACGAAGUAUACCUUUUUACACAACCAAGAUCCCGUUUAUAAGAGCGUCUUCAGUCUUGUGUGUUUGUUCAAGUGAAACAGUGCAUGUAUCUCUUAUCUCAGUUAAAAGGAGCCUAUUGUUUUGGCUCGUCUGGGUGAUUUCUCUUAUACUUCUGUUUAUUAUCUCUUUGGAAUUGGAUCCUUUCAAAGGUUGGAAUUGGUGUUAUGUUUGUCUUUUUAGCAAUAAAGAUUUGGCAUACGAACCACCAAAAGGAUUGUUAAUAAAUAAAUCGAUCACAGAUUGCAGAAAAUAGUUACCAAUAAGAUACAAGAAGUCCUAAUUAGUUAAAACACUUCCAAAAGCUUCACAUCCUCUACUUGGUCUUAAAGAGUGAAGAUUUGAGAAUGCUUAACCGCGCUACCCUUCCUUGGAUUCCAACUCGUAUAGUUGUGUUUCUCUCUCGGUAUUGAACCAGUGAUGCUUCUUGAACUCUGCUAGUAUCUGUCAACUGUUUAAUACGUAUAUCUCUUGGUAUUUGCCGACAAAAAAUUUCCGGUUUAUUUCUAAACCGGUAUUCUCAUCUAAUGUACCGAGUCAGACCAACACUGCCUCUUGAGUUUCUUCUCCCCAAGCAAAGCUUCUUUAAUUUUUCCUCUUAGACCAAUCGUGUGGUCUCGCUCCUUUCUAAUCGCAAGUAUUCAUCUUUUUCGAAGUUUUCUCUCGAUCUUAAAGUAGACUCGUUUCUAAUAGUUCAGUUCUGUCGUUUAGAGUUCCCUAGAUUACUCGGUCUUUACUGUUUUAGAGAUUGAUGCUUAGGAAAUGAUACUUAGUUACGGAAGCUUUUGUUAUGUAUGUUCAACUAGCUUUACAAAGUUCUUACAUUUUCGAUUUCUUAAGCUUUUGUUAUGAUAUGUUGUGUAAAGGUGAGAACUUUGAAGCUUGAGGCUUAUACAAUGGGGAGGAUAAUGGAAUGGGCAGCAAGAUCUGAUCAUUUGGGAGGAAUCCCAAGAAAAACUGUGAUAACAGCCGUUGGUGCUUUCGCGAGAGCAGUAGCUAAUCUUUGCAACAAAACCAAAGUUCACAAUGCAGAUACUCUUAUGACUCUUGUCCGUUCACGACCACCUGGUGUUCCUCUCAUCACUGUUAGUAAUCACAUGUCCACUUUAGAUGAUCCAGUAAUGUGGGGAGGGUUCAAGGGUCUUCUUUCUUUAGAUCCAGAGUUGGCUCGAUGGGUUCUUGCUGCUGAGGACAUAUGUUUCAAGAACCCUGUCUUCUCCUACAUCUUCCGCACUGGCAAGUGUAUACCUAUAACUAGAGGUGGUGGAAUCUAUCAAGAACACAUGAGUGAAGCGCUCCAACGA
Brassica napus (rape) is the source of this 2543-nucleotide messenger RNA. Its product is annotated as gamma-glutamyl hydrolase 1-like. Lineage: Eukaryota; Viridiplantae; Streptophyta; Magnoliopsida; Brassicales; Brassicaceae. Gene Ontology annotation, cellular component: vacuole. The transcript is spliced from 12 exons. The record is from RefSeq and is a predicted model, not a curated record. Gene Ontology annotation, molecular function: gamma-glutamyl-peptidase activity. The coding region runs from base 210 to 1244 and encodes 344 amino acids. Gene Ontology annotation, biological process: tetrahydrofolylpolyglutamate metabolic process.